Bolinopsis microptera is the source of this 1629-nucleotide messenger RNA. RefSeq names its product solute carrier family 22 member 4-like. The transcript has a single exon. The coding region runs from base 1 to 1629 and encodes 542 amino acids. Lineage: Eukaryota; Metazoa; Ctenophora; Tentaculata; Lobata; Bolinopsidae. Gene Ontology annotation, molecular function: transmembrane transporter activity. Gene Ontology annotation, biological process: transmembrane transport. The record is from RefSeq and is a predicted model, not a curated record. Gene Ontology annotation, cellular component: membrane.
AUGGACGAAAAACAGGAAAAUUGUACAAAACAGGUAAAUGGUAAAGAAUCAGAAAAAGGAAAUAAACUGGAAAAAGGACCGCUCACUAUUGACGAAGCAGUGGACAGUAUCUAUAAUGGUUUCAACCUAAAACUUCUGCUUGUCUACCUAACCGCUACUGGAACUGCGACCCAGACUGCCAUGCAGAUCUACAUCACCAUCUUCGCAGGAUUCAUCCCUUACACCCAGUGGAAUUGCAUCUCAAACAAAUGCUCGACUCUUCUGGCCAACAGUAACGACACUAAAGAAUUCUAUAAUCGCAAAACGAUGUGCGACAACAACCUGGAGGCAGGAACAGACUUCAAGUGGACUAGUGAAAGGACAAGUUUUUCUAUAGAUUGGGGGCUCUACUGCGAUACUGAGGCUAAGUUCACUGCAAUUUCUAGCUUCUUCUUCAUAGGUGCCGCACUGGGGCUUCUCAUGUGUACAGCAGUGUUUGAUAGAUUCGGUAGGAAGAAUGGAGCAAUAGCAGGCAAUCUGAUCGGAGCUACUGCCACUCUUUUAGGGACAUGGGUCCCAUCUUUUGAGGUCAUGCUUGUCAUCAGGAUCUUCCAAGGGAUGGGAAUGUUUAUCAAUUUCACUGGUAUCUACGUCUGGUCUUUGGAGUUGACUCCAACACAUCUUAGAAUGUUUUCGACAGGUUCUAUUAUGAAUUAUUGGUCCGUUGGCUACAUGCUGAUAACAUUGUGUGGUUACUUGAUACCAACCUGGAAUUACAUUUUCUUAACAGUGGGUAUUUUAAACUACACUCUUACUAUCCCUCUUCUUAUCUAUCCCGCCUCUCCGAGAUUUGCUCUGGUCAGAGGGAGAGAGGAGGAGGCUAAAAGAACCUUGGAGUCCUUCUCCCGGCUCUGCAACAACGAAACAUCAAUGGUUGCUGUGAACUUGACCUACAAAAAGAGAGUUCUAAACUUCUUCGAGCAGAUUAAAGAUUUCAAGACUUACCCAACUUUACGAAAAGAGACCCUCAUAGGCCUAAUAGGAUGGUUCAUUGUAGCUGUCCUCUUCUAUGGGUUCUCCUUUGGCUGGGUACAGAUCUCAUCUGAUCUGUAUACAGGUCACCUAGCAGCUGCUAUCAGCAAGUUUGUCGGCUACUCCAGCUCAAUUCCGCUCUGCAACUUGCUCGGCAGGAAGAAGACCAUGCUGAGUAUCCUAGCAAUAGGUCUCUUCUCAAACUUCCUGGCCAUGCCUGAUCUGCAGAUCACUAAGGACUGGAGUCUGGAGUACGUGGCAUGUCUGAUUGGUAACUUAACAUGCUCUGCAGCGUUUGGAGUGAUGUAUCUUUACACGGGGGAGCUCGCUCCCACUUCCCACAGAGGUAUGAUCAUGUCCUUCAGCUCUUUUGCUGCUAGGGUUGGCAGCUUUACUGGUACCUAUGUGGGACUCCUCUACGCUGUUGCAGAUCGGCGUGUUCCUCUGGCUGUGUUCGCUGGACUGACUUGUGUCUUUAUGAUAUCUAUACUCUUCUUGUCAGAUCCUACUGGCAGAAGGAUACCUGAAACUCCUCUAGAUGUGGAAAUAAUGACGGGUAAUAAGGACUUCUUAGAGCCGCACCAGGAUGUGGUCAAGAAGGAGACUGCAAGUAAAUAG